Siniperca chuatsi (mandarin fish) is the source of this 4920-nucleotide messenger RNA. It is a transcript of the gene acin1b, whose product is annotated as apoptotic chromatin condensation inducer 1b. The transcript has 17 exons. The record is from RefSeq and is a predicted model, not a curated record. Gene Ontology annotation, molecular function: RNA binding. The coding region runs from base 29 to 3712 and encodes 1227 amino acids. NCBI's taxonomy places the organism in Eukaryota, Metazoa, Chordata, Actinopteri, Centrarchiformes, Sinipercidae.
UGGAGUUUAGACAAGCGGAGGGAGCAAAAUGGCGGAUGAAGAUAUUACGCUUGAUGGGAAACCUCUACAAUCGCUUCGAGUCGCGGAUUUAAAAGCCGCUCUGGAGCAAAGAAACCUCUCAAAGAGCGGGCAGAAAAACACACUCAUUAAGCGACUGAAAGGGGCUCUGAUGCUGGAAAAUCUUCAGAAGUCAUCCUCCUCUCACAGUGGGCUGCAGCCCAACUCACAGAUAGGUGAGGAGAUGAGCCAGAAUAGCUUCAUAAAACAGUACCUGGCCAAACAGCAGGAGCUCCUUCGCCAGAGACUGGAGAGAGAGGCCCAGCAAGAUGAAGAUGCAGACGAAAGCCCAGCAGUGCCGGAGGAUGAUGAAGACCACUCGGAGGACAAUGACAGCUCUUCCUCUGACAAGAUUGACUCCAUUAUUUUUGCCCAGCUGCAUCACUCCAUACCCUCCCAGCCCUCAAUGACCAGGGUGGAGGAGAAAGGAGGAGGAGAUUCAGUGAUGGGUCAUGGGAUGAUGGCAUGUGGCCCUGACAUGGGCCCCGGCCCUACCCUCCACCCCCAGGAGUCCCUUGAGGCUCCAGGAGCUAGGAUGCAGCGAGCCACCUUUCAUCAAGGACAUAAGGAGCCACCAGCCCCCUCUCCACCCCGCGCCGUAGCCUCCCUGUCAGUGCGAGUCCUGGGCCAGCCUGACCGCCAGGGGCUGCCCCCUGCCGUACCCCGAGCCCAGGAGAAGGAGGGCACCGCACCAAGUGAACCAGGAUCAGCUCAUCCUGUCCUUCACCUUAGCCGAUCUGCCGGGGUCUCAGCAGGGGCUCACGUCCAUGAGGACAAUGAUGAAGACGACGAGGGUGAAGACGACAGCGAGGAUGACGAGGAUUGGGGGCCUGGUCCUGGCGGGGUGCGAAAGGGCAACAGAGUACCUCCCCAGCCACAGCAGAUGCCCCCCAGUGCCCCAUCAACAGUUGCAAGAUCCAAACGCAAGCUUCAGCCUCCGCAGCACAUCCCACCACCACAGGCACACCACACCCCAAUGCAACUGCGCCACCCCACUCCUCCUCCCUCUCCACCCCCUGACCUGUUUCCCCUACCUGACACUCCCAAGCAGAGCCCACCAGACACAGACGAGCAGGAGGGAGAAGCCCCUGAGGCUGCACGUGGUCCGAGGGUGGCACCUUUCCCAGCUCCCACCAUGCAGAGGCAAGACUCUGACUCAAGCUCUCGUUCCAGCAGUCCUGAGCCCUCUAUGAAGCGCAGGCCAGGGCCCCUUUCUCUACUCGUACACAAGAUGGAGUCAGAGGGGGCUUUCCGUGCAGUGGAGGCCACCUCAGCUGCGGAUAUGUCAGGAGAGACAGCACACUCCACUACUGGGUCGGCCAGUUCCAGUGAAUCUCCACUGCAAAGAUUGGAGAGAAAGAGGCUACAGGAGAACAGAGAGAUGGAGGAAGAAAGGCGACUGAAGGAGAAGGAGAGAGAAAGAAGGAAGAUACAAGAACAGGAGAGAGAGAAGAAACGCUUGGAAGACGAGAAGGAAAAGGAGAGGAAACGACAGGAAGAGGAGGAGAAACAGCAUCAGAAAGAGGAGCGAGAAAAAGAGAGAAAACAUCAGGAAGAGGAAAAAGAAAAAGAGAGAAAACACCUGGAUGAGGAGAAGAGCAGAAAGGAGAAACUGCUAAAGGAGAAGUACAAGAGAAAGGAGACAGCCAACAAAGACAGGGUGGCUGUGACUGAGGCCCAAGAUUCAGGUUCCUCAUCAGAUUCUGACUCCAAAUCAGCCUCCUCUCCACGCUCAUCACAAUCCUCCUCCUCCUCCGGGGAUAAAACCCGCCCUGCCAUGCAGCUGAAGAAGGCAGACCAAGGACAAGAAGCAGAGGACGAGAAAAAGUCUAACCUGAGUAAAGGGGCAGAGAAACGAUACCUUUCAAAGAGGGAGGUGUCGGAGCCCAGCGCAGCUGCCGUGACAGAGGUGGAACCAGACUCUGAGAGCUCUAUGGCCCAGCAGCCGCCAUCCGGGGCUGAGCCAGAGAACAGCAAGGGCCGCCUGGAGGAGAGCACCACUCCUAAGGCCUUUGCUGCUCGCAAGAUAUCCUUGACCAGCAGUAAGACGUCCCCAGCCACCACAGAUGGAGGAGCAGGAGAGCCCGAGACAGGAACUGCAGCAGGGAGGAAGAGGCGGUGGGGCUCCAGCACAUCAGUGACUACUAAGAAACCAUCCAUCAGCAUCACCACUGACUCACUGAAGUCUUUGAUCCCAGACAUCAAAGUGAACCAGGAGGCAGUGGUGGAGCUGCACCCAGAGGAGCUGCAACUGUCUGGGGACGAAGAGAGCCCGGACACCGGCCAUGGUGACCAGGACAAAGGCCUCAAGAUCCGACGCACCGUCACACAGGUCGUUCCAGGUGACAGCCAGGAAAAUGGACAGACAAAUGAAGAGGAAGAGGUGGAGAAAACAGAGAAAGAAAAACAACGCAGGACUUCAAGAGACAAAAGAAAGAACAGUGUUUCUGAGGAAGCCACAGAAACACAGACAUUUGUCAAGCUCGAUGGAGAGGCAAAGAAAGUUACCCCCAGCGACAGUCUGGUGCGUCGCUCCAUAAGUCAACAGAAGUCUGGCGUGUCCGUCACCAUCGAUGACCCUGUCCGCACAACCAGGCAGCCCUCGCCACCUCAUGGCAAAGUCUCAAAUAUCAUCCAUGUAACCAACCUGGUACGACCCUUCACCUUGGGCCAACUCAAAGAGCUGCUGAACAGGACGGGCAGCGUGGUGGAAGAGGGCUUCUGGAUCGACAAGAUCAAGUCUCACUGCUUUGUCACAUACGCUACGACAGAGGAGGCAGCCACCACCAGAGCUGCACUCCACGGGGUCAAAUGGCCUCCAAGCAAUCCCAAGGUCCUCAGCGUCGACUUCUGUGAGCAGAAUGAGCUUGACUUUCACAAAGGUGUCCUGAAGCCAGAAAAGGAGGAGGACCAUGUUGCCCAGCCAGGUGGUCCUCAGAACCGGCUGCCCCCUCUGAUGCCUGAGCGGGACAGAGACAGAGAAAGAGACCGUGACAGGGACAGGGAGCGUGACCGAGACCGGGAACGGGACCGAGGCGUGGGCGGAGAGCGGGAUCUGUGGGCAGAGCGGGAGAGAGAGAUGGAGCGCCGGGAACGAGCCCGUGGCGAGCGGGAAUGGGACCGGGAUAAGGUUCGGGAAUUUGCACGACCGGGAGAGGACGGACAACGAUCUCGCUCCAGAGACAGAGAGCGGAGGAGGAGGGAGAGGGCCAAGAGCAAGGAGAGGAAGACUGAUAAGAAGGAGAAAGGAGAUGAGCCACCUGCCAAACUGCUAGACGACUUGUUCCUCAAGACCAAAGCAGCUCCAUGUAUAUACUGGCUUCCCCUCACUGAGGAGCAGGCGACGCAGAGGCUUUUGGACCGCACAGAGCGGCAAAAGGAGCGCGAACGAAGGCGCAAGGAGCAGCAAGAGGAGGAGGAAAAGAAGCGUGAAGAGGAGAGGAAAGAGAGGCUGAAGGGUCGGGAGAAGGACGGCAGCGUGACAGCGAGCAGCGGAGCAGCUGGGCGAGCACCCGACGGAGACAGAGAGAGGGGCCGAGACAGAGAGGGGGACAAGAAGAGGGACAGCAGCCACCGACCCAGACGACCCUCUGCAGGCGCUGGCAGUGGACGGCGCUCCCGUAGCCGUAGCAACCCCAGGGACAGACGCCGCUGAGGGCCGAGCAGCUGCAGGGAAAGCUGGAGAGAGAGAGAGAGAGAGAGAGAGAGAGAGGGGACGUGGCUUAGUGGAGGACACUGCAGACAGGAAGUCUUGGGAGGGAGCGUUUCCACUUGGAGAUGCAUUUCUCUUGCCUCAAGUUCAGGACUUGUGUCUGCUCCUCGCUAUCCGCCCCACGUGCUUUAAUUCGUCCACUUUGACGCCAGCAUUGUCUUCCACACACUUCUGCCGUUCCCACCCCCAACUCGUUUAUGUCAAUUUACACAGAAAAUGUUGAUUUACACGUUUUGUUAAUAGUUAAACGAUGGAUCACCUAGCUCCAAUCCCCCCACUCUUCUGUUUCUUUCUCUUUCUGUCUUCCAGAAGCAAAAGUCAGUCCUUUCCCUCUGUAGAGAGCAGCGUUCCUCCUCGUCUCCGUGUAGUGCGGUUUAAUUCUCCUCUGUUGAAGAAAAGAAGCAGAGAGGGUGGUGGUUUUUUGGCUCGCCUCAGCAUUUUGUCCCACUGAGGUUUGGGAGCCUGCCUCUUUAUUUUAGUUCUGCGGGUGCAGUUCCUUCCUCCUCAGAGCCCUGUAAUAAAACCAGUCCAAAAUAGAUCCCUGACCUUCAAAUAUUUUCUAGGAUCAGUUUUAGUGUUCUCUCUUCAGCACUGAGAUUUCUUUUUUAAUUAACAGAUAUCUUUGUCAAAGUGAGGAAAGUUGUUUUGUUUUGUUGAACUUUUAUGAAUCAUGUUAAUUUUUUCAGCCUUGGAGGUUGUUGUGUGCUACAGCAGGUGAUGUUUGCGAGUAAUAACCUUCAUCUCCCUCUCCCACGGCAAUACAAUGGUAUCGAAGUCUCAACACUGUAACCUAGGAAAGUGUGUGAUAGGAAGAGACGUGAUAUUAUGUGUUGCGGUGAUUCAGGAGACAUGCCCCAAGUUUAUCUUUAGUGGAUGUUUUUGCAGAUGAGAAAGGGAGGAUAUAAAAUUCUUGUCAAGUGGUUUAUUCUGUAAUAAUUAAGGGAAGCUGACCUUCCCUGCACCGAAGUCUCCAUUUGGAAAUCCCUCCUCUCCCCUUCAAUCGUAUAUAUUUCAGAGUAAGUUUACCUUCUAAUAGAGUAAUGGCUACAAUUUUAAUCUUUUAGUUCGAAACAGUUGUUUUAUUGCUUUUCUUCUUCUGCAAGUGCUGAAUGUACCGAGAAUUUAAAAGAAUAAAUUUAAAUUGGUUAUCA